GCUGAUUCCACGAUCGAACAGCAUGCACCAGUCGACCUACGUUCACUUCACAUCACCCACGACUCUGGCCCGCGUUCGACCUGACGAAGGUGUUGGAGCCAACGUAAGGUCUGAGUGAAAAAAUCGAUCGGGAUUAGAUAUUGCGAGGACUAAUUUUAACACCACGGUGUCCGACUACCCGACGAUAUGGUGAACACCUUGAUUGCAUCCUGGCGAAGCUACCCGAUGUGGCUGCAAUGGGUCGCUUCGAUAGCGGUAAUGUUCAAGCUGUUCGUUUGCGGGCUCUCCCUCGGUUGGGCCUCGCCCUACACCGCGCAGUUUUUGAGCGGGGAUUCACCGUUUCCCGCGACAACCGAGGAAGUGUCCUGGAUAUCAUCCAUGUUCCAACUGGGCCGAAUACCAGGCGCAAUAUUGGCAGCAAUUGGAGUCCAAUACUUGGGAAGCAAAAAAGUGCUGAUCGGAAACGGAUUGGCAUUUUUGAUAUCCUGGAUUUUGUCAAUCGCGGCUUACUCUGUGCCCUGGCUCUAUGUGACAAGAUUCAUUUGCGGAGCUAGCACCGAGGCGGUGAAUAUCUGCUACCCUAUUUACCUCGGGGAUAUUUCUAGCCCCGAAAUUCGAGGCACCGUCAUGGUCCUGGCGAUGAACGGCUUGACCAUAGGUUCCAUGGUAGGCUUAACCAUAGGGCCCUACGUCUCGAUGAGAGUUUACGCUUACGUGGCUCUUGUAACGACCGUCAUAUUCCUUGCGAUGAUGCUGUUGCUUCCGGAUUCACCGUAUUACCUUGCGAGCAAAAAGAAAUUUGAGGAAGCAGAGAAAUCCAUUCUUGCUUACAACCGAAAGGCAGAAGUCGACAAGGAGGUGAAAUCGAUUAAUGCAUUCGUCGCCGAAACGCAAUCGAUGAAAUUCAGGGACAGAUUGCGGGAGUUGAAUUUACCCUGCAACAGAAAUGCUACGAUGAAUUUGGUAUGGUUCACCUUCUUUGCCCAAUUCACCGGAGCCAACCCCAUAUCGGUAUAUCUAGAAACAAUCUCGACGAGAGCAAUGCUGACUGUGAUAUCAGCUUCAUCGAUGCCGCUUGUAACGACAGGUCUAAGCAUUUUAGGUGGGUGGCUGGUAACGCUGUUUGCUGACAAAUGGCAACGGACGGUAAUGUGGGUUAUUUCAAACGGCGGUGCCAGCUUAUGCAUGACGGCCAUGGGACUUCAUUUCUAUCUUCUGAAUGUCGGCGUGGAUCCAAAUUCGCUGCAAUGGUUGUUCAUUUUGUCGAUGGGAAUGUCUGGGCUAUUUCACAGUGUGGGAACCACUCCCGUACCUCACAUACUACUCGGCGAACUUUUCGGGGCUAGGAUACGAACUCUGGCCGUCUGCAUCUGCUGCUCGUUCGGAGGCAUCAUCGGCUUUCUCUCAAUAUACAUCUACCAAUAUCUGAUCGACAUCGUGGACGAGGCUUACGUAUACUGGAUGCUGGCAGUGGUUGCCUUACUCGCCGUGAUUUACGGCGUCGUUAUGAUGCCUCCGACGAAGGGAAAAUCUUUGACAGAAAUACAGACUGAAUUGAUAAGGAAAUAGUAUCCAUGCAAUGGACAGUAGUUGUUAAUUCUAAGCCUCCAGGUAACUCCUGCUUUUCUAGAUCUCCAAUAAUCUCUUUUAGACCACUCGAAGUAUACACAUUAAGUUUGUCGGUAACGUGGUGAUUUCUGCACGGAUAUAAAAACAGAAAAUGCAUGGUCAUCAUCUCAAAUGAGGCUCUCGUCUAAUAUCUUCCAGACAGUUGAUAAAAUUACGUACAAGUGAUAAAUAUAAUUAUCGUAAUACGAUCGAUAAAAUCCAGACUAGGUAUUUUACCGUAGUCGAGUGGCGGUCAAAAUAGGCCCCUGAAGAAUGGAAUAACGUUGGACCAAUUUCGACAACGCAAUUUUUUUGUAUCUGACCUGAGAAUAAAUUUUAAGCGUUAUCGACAUUUUUUCAAACUCCACUCAAUUGUACAGAAGGCCCGUUAUGUUCGCCUUUCCUCUAUGUAAAUUUGACCACUCCUCGAAAUUAUUUCUGUCGUAAUAAUUACUUUAUAAAGUUUCGCUCCUUCUCAAAUCUUCGAGUGUAAGAUUCAAUGAAGGUAUAGAAGUUUCCACAUACCAUAAAAUUCUGAAAUCUCUGAAAUGAUUUCAUAAUCAAAUCUUUAGUUGUUGAUAUGAUAGUAAUGUAUUUAAGUCAUUCGAAUGAAUGUAACUUUCAAUAUGUUUCAAAAUGCCGUCAAUUGUACGAAAAAAUCAUUAUCACAAAAAAUCUUACCGUUGAAGUGAAAUGGAAAGAAAUAUUUUUUGUUGAUUUUUUUAGUGGCCGAAUGCAAUUUUUUUUUAUUACAAAAACAGUCUCGAGUGGCCAUUUUCAUUGUGUUAACGACCUUGGCUAUCACGAAAUUUACACCUACCGAAAGUUAUAUCUACUGUAUAACUGGAGCUUGAGUAUUCGUAGCUCUUAUUUUUAGCCAUGUACUGGUACCAAAUACAAAGGGAAAAACACUCACGGAUAUUCUAGACGUCCUGCUGGAGAAUUAAUUAUGCGGGACAAGGCGAAUGCUUCGAAAGUUUCAGUCAAGCAAAAAACACUGAUCUCCAGUUACGAUCUGUUAUAAUGACAAAAAAAAAUCGAUAUUCAAAAUAUUUACUUUCAUC
Messenger RNA from Neodiprion fabricii, 2672 nucleotides. Its product is annotated as facilitated trehalose transporter Tret1-like. Gene Ontology annotation, molecular function: transmembrane transporter activity. Gene Ontology annotation, biological process: transmembrane transport. Lineage: Eukaryota; Metazoa; Arthropoda; Insecta; Hymenoptera; Diprionidae. Gene Ontology annotation, cellular component: membrane. The transcript is spliced from 2 exons. Bases 187 to 1569 code for a protein of 460 amino acids. The record is from RefSeq and is a predicted model, not a curated record.